AUGGAUAUAACAACAGAUAAUCAAUGCAAUGCCGACAAUGUAAAUCAAAAUAAUAAUACUGAAGAAAAUCAUCAAAAUUUACAAACAUUAACAACAGAUGCCUAUUUAAAAGCUCUUGCAAUUUCUUCGUACAAUGGCGUUGAUACAAAUGCUCGAAAACCACUGACAAAAUUAUUAAAUAGUUUUCAAUUAACAUCGGAAAUAUUACCAUUAUUUCGUCAAAUAAACGAUAAAGAUGAUCAUAACAGUGCAUUUGUCACAGGACAAGAGAUCAAUGAAACAUAUGAAAAAACAAUUACAGCAUGCACUUAUGCUAAAGCAAUAAUAUCAGCUAAACUAGAAAUUUCUGAACAACCGCAGAAAUUUUGGAGAAAACGUACUAUUAAUUGUUUAAAGAAAAAAUGGUGUCCAGUUAUUCAAGGACGAAGUGGCAAACAACGGCAUUACAUUGGCAUACAAUGGUCAAAAUUAAUAGAUUUUAAUUCAAAUAAUUUGUUCGUUUUUGUUCAAUUACUAUCCUACGAUAAUCAAUCGCAGCAAUCAAAAAUCUUAGUACCACCGGAUACGACAGCCAAAUCAUUAAAACAAUCGGGAAAAGAGAAAAAAAUAAAAAGUAGACGUCAAACAAUUAGUGACUUAGUUAUUCAAGACAUAUACGGCUUUGAUAAACUGACCAAUACAAUUCUGUGUCCUAUAUCUGAAAAAGAAUAUAACCGAUGUAAAAAAGACUUAAAAUUAAUCAUGCUCAGUUUAUGUAAAGAAACUGACGAUGAUGAUGAUCAUCGAAUUUCAAUUACAGAAAUUGUGUAA
This is a messenger RNA of Rotaria socialis, 810 nucleotides long. The record is from the annotation of a GenBank genome assembly. Lineage: Eukaryota; Metazoa; Rotifera; Eurotatoria; Philodinida; Philodinidae.